AUGGCCGCAUCACGGUACAACUCCAACGACCUGCGGCGGCAGGUCGGCUCGCCGAGAUCGAAAGGACGAGAUACCAAGGACACCCUUUGCCGCAACGUUGUGAUCUACGGGCACUGCCGAUACAUGGACACGACCUGUAAUUUUAACCACGACCAAAACAAGCCAGUUUCUGGCCCUUCCGAUUUUCUUUCCAAGAAAUCUUUCAAUGCCGAUUCACCUUCCUUCACGCCCUCGGGCCAAAAUCUGGGACAAGCCAAGAAGACCACCCUUUCUUCUCAAGCAGCAAAUGCUGCGCCCUUCACCCCUCGCGGUGUCACCGCGAGCACGCAGCAGAAUGCUGAUUUGACCAUGUUCAACCCAGCUGGUGCGCGAGAGUUCACUCCGUCAGGCAACACACAGAACUAUGAACUAGGAAACAGCAAUAUGGGGAAUGGCGCAGCCCAAGACAAUGGCGUUUUCAGCGAUCCGUUUGCCAUGAACUCAAUGGCUCCUGCCCUUGCGAACAAUGCACCUUUUAAUCCCUACGCGGGUGAUCCCAGCGCGGUCUCAGGUGCUGGGGCGGGCUUCUAUUCUUCAGGGGGCGCGUAUGCCUCUGUUCCCAUGCAACAACCAAACUAUCAUCUGUAUCAGCCGUACGAUGCUUAUCGAGGAGAGCUGCAACCUUGGCAGCGGUCCACCUAUGACUAUUUCAUCCCAGCUGCCAUGCGAGAGGAGAUACAAAAGAAGAUGUUUGCUACACAGCAUACAAUGCCGGGCCUGCCCAAGCUCGAGAACUACCACUCUCUGUUCUCACUGGACACCAGCCACAGGAAAAACACUGCCUGUUUUGGCUACCACAGUUGGGUGUACAAGGCUCAAAAAGUGACGACUGGGCUGCACUACGUCCUCAGACGUUUGGAAGGGUACCGCUUGUCAAAUGAUCAAUCGGUUAUGAGUGUGAUGAGGGACUGGAAAAAUGUCAGACAUGAGAACAUUGUGUCGUUUCACGAAACCUUUACUAGCCAAAACUUUGGCGACAGCUCCCUCAUCUUUGUGUACGACUGGCAUCCUCUUGCCAAGACGUUGGCCGAACAACACUUCUCUUCGCCCCUGGGGAACAACCGACAAAGAUAUCCCGCUGUGCCGGAAGGCAUACUCUGGAGCUACGUUUGUCAGAUCGCAAGCGCUCUCUAUUACCUACACAACAAAAAUCUUGCAGCACGGUGUCUGGACCUCAGCAAAAUUCUCGUGACGGAGAAAAGCCGGAUUCGACUGGGGUCAUGUGCCAUCUUGGAUGUGGUGCAAUAUGACCACAACCGUCCGAUUCAGGAGCUGCAGGGGGAGGAUCUGGUCAAAUUUGGCAAAGUCAUUCUGUGUCUGGCCACGGGCAUGCCUCCAAACUUGCUGCAGUCCAGCAAUACGAAGGCAGCCCUCGACUCGCUGGUCAAAUACUCGCGCUCCUUGAGGGACGCUCUGCAGUUCCUUCUAUCACCAGUCGCGCCGAACGGCCAGCCACACACCAUUGCACACUUUCUCACCAUGAUUGCGCCGCAGCUUGUGCAGCAGGCAAACAACACGCUCCGAGAAAACGACGAGCAGCAGUACUGGCUCGCUCGCGAGAUUGAGAACGGCAGGAUCGCACGCAAUGUGAUGAAGCUAUCAGUCAUACUGGAACGUGGCGAUUUGGGCAGCCAGUCCAACUGGUCAGAGGUGGGGGAUCGCUUUCAGUUGAAGCUCUUCCGCGACUAUGUUUUCCACCGUGUGGAUGCCAGUGGCAAGCCCGAUCUUGGUCUGGGCCACAUGUUGAGUUGCAUGAGCAAGCUCGACGCUGGCGUGGAUGAGCAAAUCAUGUUGACGAGCCGCGACAACGAAACGGUUUUUGUCAUUACAUACCGAGAACUCAGGGGCAUGUUUGAGCGCGCGUUUAAUGAGCUCAUGAAGUUCAGCAAGUCGCCUGGGCUUUAA
Podospora anserina S mat+ is the source of this 1944-nucleotide messenger RNA. RefSeq lists its product as uncharacterized. Gene Ontology annotation, cellular component: PAN complex; P-body. The coding region runs from base 1 to 1944 and encodes 647 amino acids. The transcript is spliced from 6 exons. Gene Ontology annotation, molecular function: metal ion binding; protein kinase activity; ATP binding. Lineage: Eukaryota; Fungi; Ascomycota; Sordariomycetes; Sordariales; Podosporaceae. Gene Ontology annotation, biological process: mRNA processing; protein phosphorylation; nuclear-transcribed mRNA poly(A) tail shortening. The record is from RefSeq and is a predicted model, not a curated record.